Molecule: messenger RNA, 1888 nt
Organism: Manacus vitellinus (golden-collared manakin)
Lineage: Eukaryota; Metazoa; Chordata; Aves; Passeriformes; Pipridae
Gene: CHST12
Product: carbohydrate sulfotransferase 12
Exons: 2
Coding region: 209-1468 (419 amino acids)
Biological process (GO): proteoglycan biosynthetic process; carbohydrate biosynthetic process
Cellular component (GO): membrane
Molecular function (GO): sulfotransferase activity
Source: RefSeq, a predicted model, not a curated record
GUUUUUAAAAGUUCUUAUUCCACUUCUUUCUGUCUUCAGAAGGAGGUAAAGCCCAAGCAAGCUACCUGAAAUCCCAUAUCUUCACCUGCUAGGACGAGUGGGUGCUGGAGGAGGAUCCUGCUCCGCAGCACAAUGCUGGAUCCCAAGCCUCACUCUGUGAGUCAGAGGUGAAUCCAGGUGAAAGUCAGCUACCACAGUAGGUGUCAGGAUGACCAAAGCACGGCUCCUCCGUCUCUCUGUGGUGCUGGUCUCCAUCUUCAUGAUCCUCCUGAUCAUUGUGUACUGGGACAACGUGGGGACAGCUCACUUCUACCUGCACACGUCCUUCUCCAGGCCUCGUUCCCCAGGAGCCAUCCCCGGUAUCACGGCAGGUGAAGACUGGGAAGCCUUGCCAGAUGUAGAUGAAUUUUUGGCAAAGCUUCUUAGUUCGAGCCUGAGACAGAACAACUCUACCCCCCGAAAGACAGAGCAGCUCCUUGUCCAGGGCUCCAACAAGCCUGUGGUGAGUAACUUGGAGGAGAAGGUGCGGGGCUAUGACUGGUCUACGCACAAGGACAGGAACAGCCUGGACCAAGAGAAGCUGCAGGUGGAGAGGCAGAGAACGCUGCGGGAGUUUUGUGCCAAUUCCAGCUUCACCUUUCCCACCAAGGAGCGCUCCUUUGAUGACAUCCCAAACUACGAGCUCAACCACCUGAUCGUGGAUGACCGCCACGGCAUCAUCUACUGCUACGUGCCCAAGGUGGCCUGCACCAACUGGAAACGAGUGAUGAUUGUGCUCAGUGAGAGCCUCCUGGACCAGGGUGUCCCGUACCGGAACCCUCUGGACAUCCCCCGGGAACACGUCCACAACACCAGCACCCACCUGACCUUCAACAAAUUCUGGCGCCGCUACGGGAAGUUCUCCCGGCACCUCAUGAAGAUCAAGCUGAAGAAGUACACCAAGUUCCUCUUUGUGCGGGACCCUUUUGUCCGCCUCAUCUCCGCCUUCCGCAGCAAAUUUGAGCUGGAGAACGAGGAGUUCUACCGGCGUUUCGCCAUCCCCAUGUUAAAGCUCUACUCCAACCACACCAACCUCCCCACCUCCGUUAGCGAGGCCUUCGGGGCAGGCCUCAAAGUCUCCUUUUCUGACUUCAUCCAGUACUUACUGGAUCCCAGGACAGAGAAGAUGACCCCCUUCAAUGAGCACUGGAGGCAGAUUUACCGCCUGUGCCACCCGUGCCAGAUAGACUAUGAUUUCAUUGGAAAGCUGGAGACGCUGGAUGAGGAUGCUGCUUAUUUAUUGCAGCUCCUCAAAGUGGACAGGCUGCUUCGCUUCCCACCCAGCUACAGGAACAGGACUGCCAGCAGCUGGGAAGAUAACUGGUUUGCCAAAAUCCCACUGGCUUGGAGGCAGCAGCUCUACAAGCUUUACGAAGCAGAUUUUGUACUCUUUGGCUACCCCAAGCCAGAAAACUUGCUUAAAGACUAGAAGUGAUUGGGCAGUGGGUGUGGGAGGGAACAUCUGAAAUACCAAAAAUGUUUAAAGCCUCCUCAUUUUUGCUCUUAACUCCCUUCCCCAUACAGGUUGGUACAACGGAAUAUAUUUUUUCUACUGCUUCCCCUUCCAUUUUUGCAAUAAUGUCAGAAUCCAGGGUAUUCCAGCCAGCUGUGCAUAUGCAAAAAAUGCCAUUUUUUCGGUUAUCAUUGGUCUUCUGUUUUUUAAAAUGUCCCCAUAUUUUGCAAUGGGUCGCUGCCCUUGGUCACUCUGCCAACUGUGUCCUUCAGUAGCUUUUUAUUAAUACUUUUUAAAAAUUAAUAUAUUUAAGAUAUUUAAUACAAAGCGUGUGUCGUGGCAAAGGAAGGGAAGGAAUAAAAAAAAAAACCAGUAAAAGAAACCCCCAAGAAAUUA